Zingiber officinale is the source of this 1746-nucleotide messenger RNA. RefSeq names its product snRNA-activating protein complex subunit-like. Gene Ontology annotation, molecular function: RNA polymerase III type 3 promoter sequence-specific DNA binding; core promoter sequence-specific DNA binding; bent DNA binding. Gene Ontology annotation, cellular component: snRNA-activating protein complex. Gene Ontology annotation, biological process: snRNA transcription by RNA polymerase II; snRNA transcription by RNA polymerase III. The transcript has 11 exons. Lineage: Eukaryota; Viridiplantae; Streptophyta; Magnoliopsida; Zingiberales; Zingiberaceae. The coding region runs from base 249 to 1727 and encodes 492 amino acids. The record is from RefSeq and is a predicted model, not a curated record.
GCCCUAAUUAUAGACACCCCGCUUUGCCGCCGGCUGUAAUUGUGGCUUCCUUCGCUGCGACUCUCUGAGGCAUCUGCACGCGAGCCCCCUUCGCUCUUCGGGGUUUUCCAUCGUAGCAGUGGCGGAGUGGCCUGCCCACUACGCUGCUCACUUCAUCCACCAAACAACCGGUGGUUGAGCCAGCCAGUCUGCGCCCGUACGUAGAUAGAUAUUGUACACCGGUUGAAGACGACGAGGAAUCGGACGUGAUGGAGGCGGCGGAGGAGGAAUUGCAGUUCCAGGAUCAUGUCAGCCGCCUACCUUUCGCCCGCGGUGGCCCCAUCUUUGUUCCUGGCGUUGUUGGCCAGCUAAUGUCGGUCUCUGCUUUCAAGGCCGACGUCCUCAAUGAACUCCAGAGCUUGCAGUCUGAGUUGGUUAACACGGGCGAAUGCAAUUUUGAGGAUGAGCUCUCGGUUGAUGAGCUGAAGGUUCUUACGGAGGAAGAAUUGGUCGAGAAUGCUCUUAAGGAUGAUGUGAAGGAUGUUGCUUGCCUUGACGAUUCACAACUGUACCUAGAGUGCUCAGAUGAUAUAGUGGUAGAUCGUUGUAUCUCAGAGAAGGAAAAUGUUUGUUUGACAAACUCUAUAUCUGAAUGCAUAAAUUUGGAUCACUCUAUAAUAUCAAAUGAUUCUGAUACUUUGGCACAUGAAUCCAAUGAUUUGGGUAAAAAGGUUAAAAAGAAGAAAGGAACAAAAAGAGGAAGGCGCUUUGAUAGAGAUUCUCGAGCUACUGAUCUAGAGGGGAUUUUUUUUACAAAAGUGGAUGAACUUGCAAAGAUAAAGCAAAGGCAGGAUGAGGAUAAGCUAGCAGCCAGAUUGCACUCAUUUAGUGGCAACUCAAAGCUUUCUGAAGGAAUAGUUUCAUCCUCACAGAAACUUAAGAAGAUGAAGUCCUUGAGGUUCAUAACCCGCCCUGUAAAGGUAAAAUCUGUCAAAUCACAAGAAUAUGUUCCAGUGCAGUUUCCUGAGAUGGUUCUUUGCCUUGAAAUAUAUGACAAUCAAUAUAAAUGGAGAAAGAACCAAGAAUUUUUAGCUUUGGGGAGCCAAACCCUUUCGGAAUUGAAGAAUCACAUAUAUUGUUUGACCAAUAAAUUGAUGGAUACAGCAGGGGUGCAUGAUAAUUCUGGAUAUUUCCUUAUUGAAGAUACCUUUUGCAAUGAUUUGAAGGAUCCUUCUUCUAUUGACUAUAGCAAACCUAUAUUUGAUUGGCUUAAGAAUAACAAUGACGAGGCAGUUAAAAAAUGGGAUUACAUCUUGUCUGGUGGGCUGAAGAAAGAACAAAAGAAGCUUUUAGGGGACAUGAAAGUCUCAAGCUUACCUAAUUUCAGAUCUGUGGAUAUGCAUAAGACUAGAUUUUCUGAUCUCGGAGGAUUCAGAUUGGGUUCUAGUUAUCUCUAUUGCCACCAGGGCAACUGCAAGCACAGCAUAGUGAUCAGAGACAUGAGACUGAUCCAUCCCGAAGAUGUUCAGAAUCGGGCCGAGUACCCACUCCUUACUUCUACACUACGACCACGCUACAGGAAAUGCUCAGUCUGUGAAAUAUAUAUCGCAACAAAGAUGACAGUCGACGAUAAGUGGGCUCCAAAGAACCCUUGUUAUUUCUGCAUCAAAUGCUAUUUUCUACUUCAUUACAAGGAGGACAACUCCUUGUUGUACCCUCACACUGUAUUUGAUUAUUUUCACGAAUAAUCAUAUGCUUGAUGGUUCA